Anopheles merus is the source of this 2046-nucleotide messenger RNA. Its product is annotated as solute carrier family 2, facilitated glucose transporter member 3-like. Gene Ontology annotation, cellular component: membrane. The transcript is spliced from 7 exons. The coding region runs from base 452 to 2029 and encodes 525 amino acids. Gene Ontology annotation, molecular function: hexose transmembrane transporter activity. Gene Ontology annotation, biological process: monosaccharide transmembrane transport. The record is from RefSeq and is a predicted model, not a curated record. Lineage: Eukaryota; Metazoa; Arthropoda; Insecta; Diptera; Culicidae.
UAUGUCAAACCACCCCACACAAACCCAAUCGAUCCCGCUCGCGCAGUGUUGUGUUUGCUGCGGCAAACCCUCACUGGCGUUUCUAGUUCGAGUGAUAAAGAGAUUGUGCGUUUGAGUUCGUUCGGUUCGGUUUGGCCGGAGCGCCUCAUUUAACAGGGGGUUCCGCCGAAAUUCUACCUCAUUUGCAUGUAGAUCACAUGAGCCGAGGGUGAAGGCGCUUUCGACAGUGAACACGGCACAGCAUUCACGGGGAGUGUGGUGCAACUACACUCUAUACACGUUUGCUAAAUGCCGAAGGUUGUGCACACACAGUUUGUGUUGGUGAAAGUGUUUCUGUUAGCUUAUAGUGUGCACUUUGCUGCUGAGUGUAUGUUCUCUGCUGGUGGUAGCGCGUGCCUGGCGUGAAUUUAGUGAACGAAGUCUCUAACCCUCUCUACCUCAACAACCCACGAUGGAGCCGUCCGAUCAUGAAGAAGCAAGCGUUCUCUACAGUCCCGGCCGGGAGCCCAAAAUUGUACCGCACAUAAACGCCAACGCGCGCAAGGAAACCAGAUGGACGUUUUGGCUGAUUACUGCCGGUUUAUCGACUACCUUCGGUGCAGCAGUACCAACCGGUUACAAUAUAGGCGUCAUAAAUGCACCGGCAAAUUUUAUUAAAAGUUGGUGCAAUGAUACGAUUUACGAAACGUACGAGAGCGUCUUUUCGGAGGGUAAUCUGGAGACGUUCUGGUCGGCGGUUGUGUCCAUCUUUUUGGUUGGCGGUGUAAUUGGAUCGCUCGGCGGUGCAUGGGUUGCCGACAGACUCGGCAGGAAACGAUCCUUCCUGUUGUGUGGAUUUCUGCUUUUUGUCGGCGGCGUAUGCUUCCAGUUCUGCCAGACGCUCAGCUCGGUGGAGCUGCUUAUGGCUGGCCGUUUCUUGGUCGGAUUGGCCGCCGGCUUGACCACCAGCACGGUUCCAAUGUAUCUGACCGAGCUGGCCCCCCUAGGGCUGCGCGGUGCGCUCGGCGUGUUCUGCUCGAUGGGCGUCACCGGUGGGGUGGUGGUCGGGCAGAUCAUCAGCUUAGAGGAAAUAUUCGGCACCGAGGAACACUGGCAGUUUGCGCUCAGCUUCUACGUCAUCCUGGUGGUGAUCUUUUUCGUACCGUAUCCGUGGCUGCCGGAAAGUCCCAAGUACCUGUUCGUGAUUCGCCGGCGGCAGGACGAGGCGGUGAACGAGCUGAAACGCGUCGCCGGCAAAAAGGUUCGCGACGAGUAUGUGCGCGAGCAGAUUGAUGCGAUGCGCCGGGAGUGUACGCCGGAGAACGACGAGGAAUCGUGCGGCGAUGGGCAAAGUACUGUGCAAAAGCCCAAAGAACGUACCAUUUGGUCGGUGCUGACGGAUCGGACGUUGCUGCUUCCCUUGGUGCUGGUCUGUGCCUUACAAGGUGGCCAACAGCUGUCCGGAAUCAAUGCGGUUUUCUUCUAUUCCGUUCGGAUAUUUGAAUCGGUGGGCCUGAGCUCAACGGACGCCAAGUUUGCAAACCUUGGUGCCGGUUGUCUUAAUCUGUUUGUUGCGUUCUUUAGCCCAAUUUUAAUGGCAAAAUUCAACCGUCGCUUUUUGGCCCUCUUAUCAUGUGCGAUGUGUGCGUUGUUUUUGUUCUGCCUUACGUUCAUCGUAUUCUUUAUUGACGACGUGGAAUGGUUUUCUUAUGCAAGUAUCGUCGCUAUCCUGUUGUACAUUCUCUUCUACCAAAUAGGACUUGGACCGAUACCUUAUUUCAUCGGCUCUGAACUGUUCGAGGUUGGUCCGCGGCCCGCAGCCAUGGCCAUGGGCAGCUUGGCCUCGUGGGGCUGCAACUUCAUCGUGGCCAUGCUGUUCACCACGCUACAAAGUGCUUGGGGAGCGUUCGUCUUCCUUCCUUUUGCGUUCACCUGCGUUGCGCUGACGGUACUGCUGAGGAUUUAUCUGCCCGAAACGCGCGGCAAGCACAUCUCGCAGAUUGUACCGCUGGUUGCUAAAGGAUUCAACUCCAAGCCGCUAGUGCCUUAGUGUUGCCGGUCCUGCCC